Molecule: messenger RNA, 432 nt
Organism: Rotaria socialis
Lineage: Eukaryota; Metazoa; Rotifera; Eurotatoria; Philodinida; Philodinidae
Source: the annotation of a GenBank genome assembly
AUGUUCCAUGCUGCCAGAGUGGCGGCUACUCCAAUUAAUUCAUCAUCACAACAAUUAUUUUAUAGAGAAAGAUCAUAUACACGACGAUGGCGAAGAUUUGGUGCAUACGGAUGUGGACAAGAAUGCUGCUGUUAUCUGCAAAUCUUCGGUGUAUUAGCUAUUAUCCUAGCUAUUGGUGCUGCUAUCGCUGUUCCAUUUUUGUUGAUAACAGGAGCGUCUUCUUCUGUCACGACAUUGGCAUCCACAACCAGUACAGGCAAAAUAUCAACAACAACGGCAACUACUGCAAGUACAACAACCAGUAGCAGUACCACAAGCACAACAAGUACUACAACUUCGACAAGUGUCACAAGUACAACAAGUACUUCGAGUGAGUUUUUCCUUGAUACUAUUUCGGCUCAAGAUACAAUUGUAUCAAUCAAGCAAGCAUAA